AACACCGCCACCUCCCACUCGUAACUACUGGAGAACGCACAGUGUAUCAUACGCAGGAGGGCUGCUGGAGCAUUUGCAAAGUAGCAGGAACCAAUUGCGAAGUUGCUUCGAGGUGAGAAGAGGGAGAUACGACAGUGAGGAAAGAGCCCCCGACGAGCACCGCCGCCGCCCCACCCCUACUAAGCGAAGCAAAGAGUGCAUUGGUUUCAAGAUGUCAACGCAUUGUGUGUCGGUUCUUCUCCUGGUCUGUAUCGCACAAGCGUGCUUGGCCUUCGUCCCGAGCUGGACUGCGACGUUCAGGUCGUCACGCUCGCAGCCCCCUGCUUCCGCGCCUGCGGCGGCGACGUUUUCGCUCUCGCAGCCCUCUGGUCCGAUCUGCCCUGUGUUCGGGGCGUGUGGCACUUGUGGGGCGCAAUAUUUUUACCCGGUGCGAGGGAUGACGAGCUCGAGCGCGAUGAGCGAGGGCGACGAGGAGGAGGGGGGCGGCGAUCAUGAUGCGCGAGAAGCUGCCGAUGGCAGUCCAGCGGCGGACGAGAUCCGUGCGGUCCAGGAUGAGAUCCGUGCGGUCCAGGAUGAGAUCCGUGGUGUAGAGCGAAAGAUCGAGGAUGCAGAGGAGGAGACGGCAGAGGUUGUCAAGAAGAUUGAUUAUAUUGAGGCUGCUAUUGCGGGGGGCUCCAAGUACCUCGGAAUGACCGACCCCGAAGCCCUCUUGAAGCAACUAGGCAGGAAGGAGGAGCAACUACGCAGGAAAGAGGGGAAGGAGGAGCAACUACGCAGGAAAGAGGAGCAACUCCGCGAGAUCCUUUUGAAGAAGGAGGACCGGCUCUCCAGGAUUGAGCAGCUCCGUGCCAACAACGCCCCCGCAGGAGUUGUCAGCGCUGAUCUUGGGUGGUGCUAGCAGCGACACUUUUCACAAUAUUGUUGUUACAGGCACUCCCGGAAUCGGCAAGUCAGUGUUUGGUUUCUAUCUGCUGUAUCUGCUUCGCUGCCAAGGAAAGACUGUUGUGUUCGAGCUAAAGGGCAAAUGGUAUCGGUUCAGUUAUGCUGGGGUGGUCCAAGCAAGUUUGGAAGCUUUUAAUGAACGUGGUUAUAUGGAUGACCCAAAUAGUUGGUAUUUGAGUGACCCGGAGGACCGCCCUAGGGAAUAUUUUCAAGGUACAACGGUUGUGUUGGUGUCGCCCAAGUAUGAAAGAGUCAAGGAGUUCUUGAAGCUAGCCGAUGCCCAGCAGAUUUUCAUGCCAGUUUGGGGCUUGGAUGAGCUACUGAAAUGUCAGCGAGUUGUUUUCCCCCAUGUACCAAGUACCUUCGUGGAGGAAGCUUUUGGUGUAGUUGGAGGUGUGGCGCGAGCAAUCUUCAACGAAUUGAAGUAUGUGCAAGUCAAAGAUGGAAUAGAGGAUGCGGUGAACAAGUUAAGUUUGGCAACGUUGAGGGAAGCAGUUUCGCUUCUGACUUCGUCGGGCCGCCUCCCAACCGAUAUCACUGGUGACAAACUCUUCCAUGUCUUGUCAGACUCUAGCGAUGGUUUCAAACGUUACACUGUCACGUUCGCCAGCAAUUUCACGAGUGAGUUGGUCAUACGAAAAAUUGCGGAGAAGGGAAGACGUAGUCUACUAGACUUCGCGGGAGCCGCAAUCGACAAUAAAGAUGUUGCCAGGAUGUUUGGGGGAGGAAGUGUUGUGGGGAGCUUGUUUGAACACGCUGCACACCAAGUAAUUGGUUGGGACCGAGCCGGCGAAGAACCGUUGAAAAUGGCAAUCCUCAUCGAUAGCGGUGGGGUGUUGUCAGGAACGGAUUCCUUAAACUUUAGUUUCGAAAAGAGGGAAGGAUUCAAGGGCGAAACUAUUUAUUCAUCGUUUGACGAAGGGGUAUACUACACGGCCGUGCCCCUUAAUUAUCCAGCUAUCGAUUCGUUCGGUAUGGAUAGGCGUGGUGACACGUUGUUCUUUUUCCAGAUGAAAUAUGCCGGCGUUAAGGCUGUUGUCGGAAGUGCAGUUGAACGGUACUGGCGCUCUGCGUCCAAAGGUUCUGUGUUAGUCAAGAAUUGUGUUUACGUUUACGUGGUCCCAGAGGAACCCCAAUGGCGGUUGCAGGCGGUCAAGUCGGCCGGGAUUGACGAGGUCAGGAAAUUGCUGUCGGAAGCAAGCGAUGAUUUUCUGUCAGCAUGUGCUGUAUGCGUUGUCGCUAUUCCAUCCAGAAAUUCUUCGAAUGAUGUGGAAUAGUCCAUCUAUGUCGCUGAAGCUAAGGCUGCUGAAUACUGUCUUGACGCGCGUUUUCGCGAUGGAUGAUUGUAUGACAUCGAUCAAGUCCCGUGUAUCAUACAU
Molecule: messenger RNA, 2321 nt
Organism: Ectocarpus siliculosus
Lineage: Eukaryota; Phaeophyceae; Ectocarpales; Ectocarpaceae
Source: the annotation of a GenBank genome assembly